Molecule: messenger RNA, 1890 nt
Organism: Setaria italica (foxtail millet)
Lineage: Eukaryota; Viridiplantae; Streptophyta; Magnoliopsida; Poales; Poaceae
Product: probable aspartyl protease At4g16563
Exons: 1
Coding region: 100-1599 (499 amino acids)
Biological process (GO): proteolysis
Cellular component (GO): extracellular region
Molecular function (GO): aspartic-type endopeptidase activity
Source: RefSeq, a predicted model, not a curated record
CCGUCCCCUAGCAAGUAGCAAGCCAAAACCCCACGAGAGCACCAUCGCCAUUUGCCAGGCCCAGAAACCCGACGGUUUCGACCGCGACAACGCGGUGCCAUGCGCCUCCUCUGCUUGGCCGCUCUGCUCGCCCUCAACCUCCUCCUCCAGCAGCAAUGCCACGCCCUGCUCGUCCCGCUCACCAACACCCUCUGCUCGCUCCGCGGGGCCAACGGCACCACGCCCCUCCCAGUCCCCGUCCACCACCUCAUCCGCUCCUCCUCCCUCCGCUCGGCCGCGCGCCACCGCCGCCACCGCGCGCGCGGGGGCACGCAAACGCCAUCCCCCGGGCACCACCGCCAGCUCUCGCUCCCGCUCGCCCCGGGCAGCGACUACACGCUGUCCCUGUCCGUGGGGCCGGCGUCCGCCGCGGCCCCGGUGUCCCUCUUCCUCGACACCGGCAGCGACCUCGUCUGGUUCCCCUGCGCGCCCUUCACUUGCAUGCUCUGCGAGGGCAAGCCCACGCCGCCGGGCGGCCACUCCGCGCCCCUCCCGCCGCCGCCCGACUCGCGGCGCGUCCCCUGCGCGUCGCCGCUCUGCUCGGCGGCGCACUCCUCGGCGCCACCCUCCGACCUCUGCGCCGCGGCGGGGUGCCCGCUCGAGGACAUCGAGACGGCCUCCUGCGGCCCGUCGGCACACCCGUGCCCGCCGCUCUACUACGCGUACGGGGACGGCAGCCUCGUGGCGCACCUCAGGCGGGGGCGCGUCGGGAUGGCCGCGUCCGUGGCCGUGGAGAACUUCACCUUCGCGUGCGCGCACACGGCGCUCGCCGAGCCCGUCGGGGUGGCCGGGUUCGGGCGCGGCCCGCUCUCGCUGCCGGCGCAGCUCUCGCCGUCGCUCUCCGGCAGGUUCUCCUACUGCCUCGUGUCCCACUCCUUCCGCGCCGACCGGCUCGUCCGGCCCAGCCCCCUCAUCCUCGGCCGGAGCCCGGAUGACGCCGCCGGCCUCGGCGCCGCCGAGGCGGGCGGCGGCGGCGGCUUCGUGUACACGCCGCUGCUCCACAACCCGAGGCACCCGUACUUCUACUCGGUGGCGCUGGAGGCGGUCUCGGUGGGCGCGACGAGGAUCCCGGCCCGCCCGGAGCUCGGGCGCGUGGACCGCGCCGGGAACGGUGGGAUGGUGGUGGACUCGGGCACGACGUUCACCAUGCUGCCCGGCGAGACGCACGCGCGGGUGGUCGAGGCGUUCGCGCGCGCCAUGGACGCGGCGGGGUUCGCGCGCUCCGAGCGCGCCGAGGCGCAGACGGGGCUCGCGCCCUGCUACCGCUACGCCGCGACGGACCGCGGCGUGCCGCCGCUGGCGCUCCACUUCCGGGGCAACGCGACGGUGGCGCUGCCGCGGAGGAACUACUUCAUGGGGUUCGAGAGCGAGGGGGGCGGCGGCAUGGGGUGCCUGAUGCUGAUGAACGGCGGGGACGGCGACGACGGGCCAGCCGGCACGCUGGGCAACUUCCAGCAGCAGGGGUUCGAGGUGAUGUACGACGUGGACGCCGGCCGCGUCGGGUUUGCACGCCGCCGGUGUACGGACCUCUGGGACUCGCUGUCCCGCCGGGGACGAUGAUACGUACACCCGUUCAUCAGACAUCAGUGUCCGCGUGUUGUAUGAUCACUUAGCUUAGCGUGUCCCCGUUGUACAGAGCAGCCGCCGCCGCGUGUGUUUACUGUUUAGUGCGAUGGGUGUGUAGUGUUAGGAUCAUCUCUUCUGUUUGUACUGUGUGUUUUUUAUCCUUUCUCAUGUCGUUCUUGUAGGUAAAUGGAAGGGUAAAGUCCACCUUCGGUCCUCUAUCAUCCCUGUACUCAAACUCUCAAAAUGCACUAUAAAAUCCUUAAACUUGCUAAUUGUACCAUGCAA